Messenger RNA from Gilbertella persicaria, 860 nucleotides. RefSeq lists its product as uncharacterized. Lineage: Eukaryota; Fungi; Mucoromycota; Mucoromycetes; Mucorales; Choanephoraceae. The transcript has 5 exons. The coding region runs from base 14 to 856 and encodes 280 amino acids. The record is from RefSeq and is a predicted model, not a curated record. Gene Ontology annotation, cellular component: membrane.
CUCUUUUUAAAGUAUGCCAAAAUACAAAGAUCAGAAAUUAAACCCUUCAACAUAUGCCAUUAUUCGAUGGUUUGGAUUUGAUCAAUUAGUGCCUGAACACAUUGUCACUUCACAUUGGAUGUCCACUAAAGUAUUUUUUAUGGUCCGGUUCACUAUAACUUUAUAUUCGACCAUUGUUUUCUGGAUCUAUCUUGCCAUAUUAGCAAAAGCCGGGAAAUUCAAUGGCUUUUUUGCUGCAUUUACAACACUCAAUUUUAUUGGAAUCCAUGCAUAUUUUGUUACUACUUCUGUGCAUCAUAUUCGCUAUCUGUAUUCGAAAAAUGUAGAUUUCUUAUUGAAUCAGUUUGCUGUUUUGAACUAUAUGUUAUUGUAUCUCUAUAGCACUGUAGUGACAUACAAUAUUCUUACGCCAGUUAUCUUUUGGUCGAUCUUGGUGAAUUCAAAUGGUGUUGCAUACCCCGUAUCAAUAGAAGAUCCUAUCGUUAUGUGGAUUAAUUUGUCAGUACAUGGCAUAUCUCUCUUUAUGAUCAUGAUCGAUACUGUUCUCAAUCGUAUUAGAAUCCCUAUAAGAAUGGUUCUUUUGGUCUUUAUCACACUUGUACUUUACGUCCUUUUAACGUUCAUUAUUUAUGCAAGCACUGGAACUUGGGAAUAUCCAUUCCUUGAUUGGAGCCAAGGACCUAUUGCAGCACUAUGGUAUUUUAUACUAUUUAUUGUAUGUAUAGCAUCCUUUUUUAUUGUAAUUUUAAUACAAUAUGUUCGGGACUGGAUUGCACACUUUGUUCAUGCGGAUAAAGAAGAGAAACUACAAGACCAAAGACCAAAAGAUGAAAGAAUAUCUGUCAAUAUAGACUAACAAA